Molecule: messenger RNA, 909 nt
Organism: Dermacentor silvarum
Lineage: Eukaryota; Metazoa; Arthropoda; Arachnida; Ixodida; Ixodidae
Exons: 7
Coding region: 69-797 (242 amino acids)
Molecular function (GO): serine-type endopeptidase inhibitor activity
Source: RefSeq, a predicted model, not a curated record
AACAUGGAGUAGUUUUGAAUCAUAAUCAUUAGGGAAAUGUCUCCUUGGGUUGUCUUUUUAAUGAAAAUAUGUGCCUAUGCAAAUUAGGAGCAGGUGAAAGAAAUAACCAGCAAAUCAAGCCCCCGGUAAAGCCGCAGGCGUCAGGGAAACCAGGUGGGACUAUAUCCACCGUCACCACAGGCACGGUGGCUUUCCCUGGGGCGGCCCUGACAGCAGCUGGCGCUGGCAAAGCUUUAGCUGGCAGAGGAGUGCGAUGCAGCUCAGUACCGCCUGAUGAGUACUGCGAAUCUGCCGUUAAGAGGUGGUAUUAUGACAGCAAUAAUGGCACAUGCGUCCGCUACAAUGUUGGAAGAUGUCAGCCAAAACCAGGCUUCCUAUUUUGUCGUCGAUGUGCUACAGCAUGUAUGGAUGAAUAUGAAGCAGACCCCGAACCUUGGAGUGCGUAUAAAGGUCUGCAGCGUGGAGCUCCACCUCUCCCAAAAGCACGACGCAAAACAGCGCAUAGAGUAAUAAACUUUGCAGAGGAUGAAUUUGGGGGCUCGGUAAAGACGGCUCGAAAAAAGGGUGGUGGUUUGCUGGGCCUACGAUGCAGAGUUGAACCUCCAAGUGCUGACUGCACCAACGGCGCUACGAUGUGGUUUUAUGAUCCGGAUAACGGCACAUGUGUUGCCCAUGACGUGGGAAACUGCGUCACAUUUGGUUUUCUUAUAUGUCAAAUAUGUGUGACAACAUGCAUGGGUGCCCGAUGGGGAGAUCCAGUGAUUGACAACAUCUGCCGCUUUCAAGGUGAAGUGUAAGCAGGCGGAUGGGAUGACGUAGUUCUUAAAACAGUGAACGUUGAUUUUCCAGUACAGUAGUGUUACAAUAAAGAAUUAUGCGGUGUCCCAUGACAAAAAAAGAAAUGGUAAA